Molecule: messenger RNA, 390 nt
Organism: Cryptomeria japonica (Japanese cedar)
Lineage: Eukaryota; Viridiplantae; Streptophyta; Pinopsida; Cupressales; Cupressaceae
Exons: 1
Coding region: 1-390 (129 amino acids)
Source: RefSeq, a predicted model, not a curated record
AUGCCAAAUGAAAUUAGGAAGUUUGCCUUGCAACAGACAGAAACAAUUCAAAAUCAACGCAUGAAAUGGCAUAAUAAAUAUAUCAAAGACAAAGCAUUCAACCCAAGAGAUUGGUCUCUUCUGUAUGACUCCAGGUAUAAGGAUAAUUUGGGCAAACUCCAGGCGCGAUGGUUAGGGCCUUAUGAAGUGAUUGAAACAUUUCCAAAUGGUGUAGUACGAUUGGCCACUAUUGAUCCUGUAAAAUUCAAAUUGUUGGUUAAUGGUCAUCGUUUGCGCCUCUAUAAUAAGUCGCUUUCUAAAGAGGAGUUUCUGCAACAAUUCACUAGUCCGGAAGGUUCCGAUAUUCCUGCAACAAUAGAAAGUGGCCUUGUUGUCCCACAUUCUUCCUAA